UCACGUGGUAACCAGGAAGCUCCUCUGUUUUCCAAUCCAACGGAGAGCAUCCUUUCUGUGUGCAGAAACUAGACUGUUAAACACAAUGGAUCCUCUCUCUUCUCCAUACUGAGCUCAGGAUGUCCUCCUUCAUCACAGCCUGAUCACCAUGGCGACCUCCAGCUCCACGUGCACCCAGGACAGCUCCACAGAGAAGGAGCGGCUCCUCUCCCAGUUUGCGGGCUAUGGGUCCCGGGACCUCCUGGCCCCUCGUCCCUCCUCUCUGCUGGGGGCCCCUCGUCCCUCUCUGCUGGGCUCAGAGGCCCCUCAGAGGAAGGAGGAAGAUGAGGAAGAGGAGGAGGUGCUGAGGAGGAAACUGAAAUACUUCUUCAUGAGCCCGUGUGACAAAUAUCACGCCAAGGGACGCAAGCCGUUCAAACUGGGCCUUCAGCUGCUGAAGAUCAUCAUCGUCACCGUGCAGCUGGUGCUGUUUGGGCUCAGUAACCAGAUGGUGGUGACAUUUAAGGAAGAGAACACGGCGGCGUUCAAACACCUUUUCCUGCAGGGAUUUCAGGACGGAGCUGCUCAGAGCGUGCACACACAGAAGGAGCUCUACAGCCGCAUUCACUACGCUGUCCAGCAGUAUAUGGCUCUCCCUCAGAUCUCUCUUGGUCAGUACGCCUAUGUUCUGGGUGCCGGUGAAAAUGGAAGUGCGCUGUCCCUCUGCCAGAGGUUCUACAGGAAGGGAACCAUCGACCCCUCCAACGACACCUUCGACAUCGAUCCGCAUGUGGACACCGAAUGCAUUGGACUGAAUCCACCGACCUACAGUGCUGCUCCAGGAAACAGUGACUACAAGAAUUUCACUCUCAAGUUUUACAAGCUGAUCAAUGUCACGAUCGAUUUCCAGCUGAAGGCCAUCAACAUUCAGACCAUAAUAAACAAUGAAAUCCCCGACUGCUACACCUUUGCUAUCAUGAUCGUCAUGGACAACAAGGCUCACAGCGGCAAAGUGAAGAUCCAUCUGCAGAACCAGGCGUCCAUCCAGGAGUGCAGAGACCCCAACGUGUCCGGGCACGCGGAGAGUUAUGCUCUGGAGUUUUUCGACGUGUGUGUGGCGUUUGUGUGUCUGAUGUCUCUGCUGCUGUGCGGACGCUCCGUCCUCAGAGGCGUCCUGCUGCAACACGAGUACGUGCAGUUCUUCAAACACAGACUGAUCCGCAGGGUGAGCCUUGGAGACCGGAUGGAGUUCAUCAACGGCUGGUACCUCCUCCUCAUCAUCAGCGACACCUUCACCAUCAUCGGCAGCUUCAUCAAGAUCAGCAUCGAGUCCAAGAACUCAUCCUCGUACGACAUGUGUGGGAUCCUGCUGGGAACCUCCACCCUGCUGGUGUGGGUCGGAGUCAUCCGCUACUUCAGCUUCUUCCAGAAAUACAACAUCCUGAUUGUGACUCUCAGAGCUGCGUUUCCUAACGUCAUCCGCUUCUGUUGCUGCGUAGCGGCCAUUUAUAUGGGCUACUGCUUCUGUGGGUGGGUUGUGCUGGGGCCCUAUCAUGCCAAGUUCCGCUCCCUGUCCAUGGUGUCACAGUGCCUCUUCUCUCUGAUCAACGGAGACGACAUGUUCGUGACGUUCGCUGCGAUGGAGCAGAGCGGCCCUCUGGUGUGGAUCUUCAGCCAGGUGUACCUCUACACCUUCAUCUCGCUCUUCAUCUACAUGGUGCUGUCGCUCUUCAUCGCCCUCAUCACCGGAGCCUACGACACCAUCAUGGCUCAAACGAAGGAGCAGGUCCGAGUCAGCGCUCUGCACCAGUUCAUCUCCGAGUGCAACGACACACCGAGCUCCGGGAAGUUCAGAGGACCAGAAGGAUCCUCGUGUUCCUUCCUCUGCUGCUGCUGCUGUGACUUCAAACACCCAGCAGGGACUCUGAAUGCGUCGAUAGAGAGAAGCGACUGACCUUGAACACUCUAUCCUUUGCUGUCUGAAAUUGUUGCAUUUCGAUUUGUCCGGGAACGCCUGAACGCACCGCACACAGGCCCAAUUACCUGCUCGGGCUUUUGUACUAUAUGAAUAAUUUAUGGUCUCUUUGUGAAAUGUCAGUUUGUCAGAGCUUUGAUGACUACAAGAAUAAUGCCAGUAAACAUAUUCAUCGCUGUAGAGUGGACGCACAUUUCCACCGGAACACACACAGCGGUUUAUCAUCAUUUCAGUGUCCACACGCCUUUACAAUAUGUAAAUAUGUGUCUGAAUCUUCAUAGGGAUUAUUAACCGCUGUGACUUUAGCUUCUCCAACCAUUUCACUUUCAAGGUUGUUGUUCCUCCUCUUUUUUCUUAUUCUUCGCUCUGUUCUCAUCCUCCUCUGGCUGGAGGAGGAAGAUGAUGGUUUCACCAGGAAGGACCAGUCAUCAUCAAUAUGUAUGAAGUGUUAUUGCUGUUAAGAGCCAGGUGACUAAUGCACUGAGAGACUCUGCAGUGCUCUGUGCAAGGCAGCUGUCUUGUCAAUUUUAACCAAUGAGCUAGAAGUUUAAAGGGAAACUUAAUUCGCAAAAAUACCUUUUUCUAUAUCAAUAACUCGCAGUGAAAACUUUAUCACAUGGCUCCACAAUGAGCAAAGAAUCCAAAAUACAGAGACGUUUCUUAGUUUAAUGAAGAAAAUGCGUUUCAAACAGAAAAAUGAUAUCAAAACAUCCAUUUAAAACUCUCACACAAUUUGUGGAGUUUAAUCCCAGUCCGAUGUAUCUAUUCGUAUGCUCAUUACUUACCAAAUAUAUACGUCUUGUCUAAAAUAUUACUAUUUAAAACACUUUUUAAUGAGCAGUGUCACACUUGCUAAGUCGCGCUAUGCUUCCCUCUAAAGGUUUUAGUCUAAAUGAAUGUGUUUGUGAAGUAGUCAGCAUACAACGUCGACUGUUUUGAUAGUUUUGCUGUUAAAUCUGCAUCCGUUUAGAUCAAUUCAUUAAGAGUUUUGGGGAUCCUUUGUUCAUCUUGGAGGAAUUUGAGAAAAAGCUAAAUAUGUUCUUAGGUUUCAAGGUAACACUAGGUAAUUCAAUGAUGAACAAUGAUCAUUUUGUAGGUGAAAUAUUCCCUUAAGUGAAUUUUAACCAAGUAUGUACAGUAUGUGUUUAGGCUUUGUAGCGUAAUACGUUGACAUGUUAGGGAGUUAUAUUAUAUAUAAUAUCCAAUCAAUCCAAUCCACUUUAUUUAUAUAGCACAGUUUAAAAACGGAGGGUUUGCCAACGUGCUUCACAAGGAACAUAACAUUAUAAUAAAAUAUAAUAUUACACGAAUAGAUAAAAGGCACACAUAAGAAAAGAUAAAAAGCACACAUAAGAAUACAUACAAGGCACAUAGAGGCUAUGGACAGACAGUAAAAGCAUACAAAUAGGUAAGACAUAGCUCAGACUGACUGGUAAGCGAGGGAAAAGAGGUGGGUCUUUAGGCGGGACUUCAAAGCUUCAAGAGUGGGCGACAAUUUUACAUGAGGGGGCAGGUCGUUCCAGAGCCCGGGGGCUACCGAUGAGAACGCUCGGUCUCCCCUGGUCUUUUUCUUUGUUUUUGGGACUAUCAGCCGCAGCUGAUCAGCCGACCUCAAAGCCCUUGAAGCCUGUUUGAAAGCUUAAUAGCUCUUUUAUAUUAUCUGUAAAUGAAAAAGGGUAUUUCUGCAAACAAGCAAUUCUUCAUUUCACCUUUUUUUCCUUCAGGCUCAUAAAGGGCGCUGUUUAAUGGAAAAGAGACGUUCACUGCACAAAAUGUUUCAGGACUAAAAGGUGUAUUAAAUUAUUGUUAUGCUAACUUAUAUGAAUGACUUUUGUUUACAAUCACAACACGUGUUUACGCUUUAUGAAUGUUUAUUUACACUUCAUUAAGACUGAUUCACUUGAUUUCAAUGUGUCACUUUGGUUUUAUGUUAAUAGUGUUUUUAUUUAAAGCUGCUUUCUUAUAUUUGUUAUGCUGUCUUAAUUAUUUUUUAUUGUUAUUAUUUGAGUAUUAGUUUCUGUAUAGGAGUACAAGUUUUAAUGAUAAUUUUUAUGAAUUAUGUUCUGUAAAGCUGCUGCCAUCUGAAUGAAAACAUUUCAAGUCAAAUAAACUGGAAAGACUUCAAAAUGGU
Messenger RNA from Gymnodraco acuticeps, 4085 nucleotides. Its product is annotated as mucolipin-1-like. The record is from RefSeq and is a predicted model, not a curated record. NCBI's taxonomy places the organism in Eukaryota, Metazoa, Chordata, Actinopteri, Perciformes, Bathydraconidae. The transcript is spliced from 14 exons. Gene Ontology annotation, cellular component: lysosomal membrane; plasma membrane. Bases 149 to 1933 code for a protein of 594 amino acids. Gene Ontology annotation, molecular function: NAADP-sensitive calcium-release channel activity.